Messenger RNA from Dioscorea cayenensis subsp. rotundata (Guinea yam), 2697 nucleotides. Its product is annotated as probable cyclic nucleotide-gated ion channel 5. Lineage: Eukaryota; Viridiplantae; Streptophyta; Magnoliopsida; Dioscoreales; Dioscoreaceae. Gene Ontology annotation, molecular function: voltage-gated potassium channel activity; protein binding. Bases 308 to 2491 code for a protein of 727 amino acids. Gene Ontology annotation, cellular component: membrane. Gene Ontology annotation, biological process: transmembrane transport; potassium ion transport. The transcript is spliced from 8 exons. The record is from RefSeq and is a predicted model, not a curated record.
CGUCUAUCUUCUGAUAAUUUGAUCUCUGAUUAGGUGUAUGAAUAUUUGUUGUUUUUUGGAGUUUUAAUGGGAUUAUUUGUUGUAACUGUUGGGGAUAUGAUGCGUUUGGUUUAGUGGGAGUUAUGGAGUUUACUUGACAUUGAUUUUGGGUAUUUGAGUAGAAAGCUGAUGCGGAUGCAGAGAAAGAGGGUUUUUUUAUUGUUUCUAGAGAUUUUGGGGAAUAACAAGGUGUUUAUUGUGGAUUGUGGCACUGGCUCAAUCAAUUGAAGUAUUUUGUGUUCUUUAGCCUUAUAUUGGAGUAGUCAAGAUGUUUGAUUGUGGAUACAAGGCGCAAUAUAUGGAUGGCCAGAGGGAAAAAUUCUUGAGGCUGGAAGAAUCAAGCCCAAUGUCCUAUGCUUCUGAUAGGAGCAGAACAACCAAGUGUGGAUUUAAUAUUGAUGGUUUAGGUCGUCAACCAAACCAUUCCUCAAAAUCUUUUAAACAUGGAGUGAAAAAGGGUUCCGAAGGAUUGAAAUCAAUUGGGCGAUCUCUUCGAUUUGGUGUUUCCAGAGCAGUUUUCCCUGAAGAUCUUAAGGUGUCAGAGAAGAAGAUAUUUGAUCCCCAAUAUAAAUUUCUUGUCAUGUGGAAUAGGUUAUUUGUUGUAUCAUGCAUCCUUGCUGUGUCAGUGGAUCCCUUGUUUUUCUAUCUUCCUGUUUAUGAUGAUAAUGCACGCUGCCUUGGAAUUGAUCACAAGUUAGCAAUUGCAUCUACCACUAUACGGACAAUCAUUGAUGCCUUUUAUCUUAUCCGAGUGGCUCUUCAAUUUCGCACUGCCUAUAUUGCUCCAUCCUCUCGGGUUUUUGGCAGAGGUGAACUUGUGAUUGAUCCUGCACAGAUAGCUAAGCGGUACAUGAGAUCUCAAUUCAUCAUCGACUUUCUUGCACUGCUGCCACUUCCCCAGAUUGUGAUUUGGAGAUUCCUUCAUAAUUCAAAUGGUUCGGAUGUGUUGGCUACCAAAAAUGCCUUGCUUUUUAUUGUGUUGUUACAGUAUAUUCCAAGAUUUUUCCGGCUUUUCCCAUUGACAUCAGAAUUGAAAAGGACUUCUGGUGUCUUUGCUGAAACUGCUUGGGCUGGAGCUGCAUACUAUCUGCUUUGGUAUAUUCUUAUAAGCCAUAUGGUCGGUGCUUUCUGGUACCUGUUAGCCGUAGAACGCAAAGAUGACUGCUGGCAUUCAGCUUGCCACAGUAAUAAUUCUAUUUGUCAGCCAGACUACUUGUAUUGCGGGAAUUCAGGUCUACAAGGUUAUGAUAACUGGAACAAGUCCAGUGAAACUGUCCUUCAGACAAACUGUGCAGCAGAUGGUGACAACCCACCAUUUAACUAUGGUAUCUACAGCAAUGCACUUAAGUCUGGGAUUGUUUCAUCUAAGAAGUUUAUUUCCAAAUAUUGCUACAGUAUGUGGUGGGGUUUACAGAAUUUAAGCACUCUUGGGCAAGGACUCCAAACAAGCACAUAUCCGGGAGAGGUGAUAUUUUCUAUAGCGCUUGCUAUUCUUGGACUUGUCCUAUUUGCCCUCCUCAUUGGCAAUAUGCAGACUUAUCUUCAAUCACUGACAAUACGACUUGAAGAGAUGAGAAUCAAAAGACGUGACUCAGAACAGUGGAUGCAUCAUCGACUGUUGCCGCAAGAUCUCAGAGAACGUGUUAGAAGAUAUGAUCAAUACAAAUGGUUGGAGACACGGGGAGUUGACGAAGAAAACCUGGUCCAAAGCCUUCCAAAGGACCUUAAGCGGGAUAUUAAACGGCAUCUCUGUCUAGCUCUAGUGAAAAGGGUUCCGUUAUUUGAAGACAUGGAUGAGCGGUUGCUUGAUGCCAUUUGUGAACGCCUGAAACCAACUUUGUACACUGAAAACACAUACAUUGUCAGGGAAGGUGAUCCCGUUGAUGAAAUGCUUUUCAUUAUACGAGGCCGUUUAGAGAGUGUGACCACCGAUGGCGGAAGGAGUGGAUUCUUCAACAGGGGUAUAUUGAAAGAAGGUGAUUUCUGUGGUGAUGAGCUGUUGACUUGGGCACUGGAUCCGAAAUCUGGAGCAAACCUCCCAUCUUCAACCAGGACAGUGAAAGCUCUAACAGAAGUAGAAGCCUUCGCAUUGAUAGCUGAUGAACUGAAGUUUGUCGCCGGUCAAUUCAGGCGGCUCCACAGCAGACAAGUACAGCACACAUUCCGCUUCUACUCGCAGCACUGGAGGACUUGGGCGGCCUGCUUCAUCCAAGCUGCAUGGCGUCGCUACACAAAGAGAAAGAUUGCAGAGCUUCGACGCAAGGAAGAAGAGGCAGCGCUUGGUGAUACUGCAGCCGGAGUUUCAUCUAGCCUCGGCACAACUAUCUUUGUGUCUAGAUUUGCUGCCAAUGCUCUUCGAGGAGUUCACAAACUCCGGAAUACAAAGAGUGCCAUUGAGCUUGUGAAACUGCAGAAGCCUCCUGAGCCUGAUUUCUCAGCUGAUGCUGAUUGACACAUACAGCAUUGUGCUGGUUGAUGUUAACAUGAGUUGUGCUGUUUUAUUUUCCAUUAGUCGUUGUUGCUGUUGUACAAAAUGCACUCAUCUUUUGAAUUGUUUUCUUUUUCUUUUUUUCCUUAUCCAUUUUUAGAAAAAAAGAAAAUGUGACUUGAAACAAUAUAAAUUAUGUGCAACAAUGUAUUAUAUGUAAGUAUGUUCUC